This is a messenger RNA of Oikopleura dioica, 975 nucleotides long. Lineage: Eukaryota; Metazoa; Chordata; Appendicularia; Copelata; Oikopleuridae. The record is from the annotation of a GenBank genome assembly.
AUGGAUUCAGAACGAGAGCCUUUGCUUUAUAAUUCGAAGAAUAAAGAGACUGAAGAAAGGGUGAAAAAGAGAAAUGUGCUUAUUCUUGGGCUUGGCUUUUUCUUCGUUUACACUGGUUAUCUGACCGCUGCUGGAACUUCUGAAACCAUGCUUCGUUCUUUCAGCUACCGAACCGGCAAAACAUCGAAUGGCUUCAUUUCCCUCGGAAUCAAUGCUUUGUUCAAUGGAGUCACUGCUCCCUUCGUUCCGAUUCUUUUUCGUCUUAUGUCUCGCCGGACCACGAUGUUUUUAGGAGCUUUGCUGACCAUCAUUCUCGGAAUAAUCACAACCGUCGGCGGCCUCGUCUUCCUCCUCUCCAAGCCCGAAGUUUCUCAUCUCCCAACUUCGUCUUCAUCAAUCCUUUCCGAAUGCAAAUCGAACUUCCUCGCAGCGUUCAAAAUGGCGAAAAAGAGACCAGUUCAGCUUUUGAUGCCGGCGAUGGCGCUACUUGGCUUGGAAAUUGCUUUCUAUCAACUGGCGAUGCCAACUUGUAUCGGAACGACACAUGAGCUGGAUGACCCGAAAGGGAGUGUUGGAUUGGUGAUGAUUUUUCUCGGCGCUGGAGAGCUUUUGGGGACGUUUUGUCAGCUAGCUGCGUCAAAAAUGCCCCCCAUGGAUUCAAGAAUCGCUCAAGUAACCGUCGGAACCGCCCUCUAUAUCAUCGCUUCAGCUAUCAGCUUCUGCAUGUUUCCUGAAGAAUGCACGAUUCACGAGACCUUCACCGAAGGAAUCAUCAAACCUCGCCGCUGGAUUCUCUUGCUUUGCGCUGUGAUUUUCGGCUUUUACGAUUGUACAAUGCAAAUGUGCAUCAAUCAAAUGUUUGGAACGCUUUUUCGAUCUGAGGAAGAAUCUGGAGGGUUUUACGUCUUGCUCAAUCUGAUUCUUUGUGCGACUCUUACUGCUGGAUUUAUGGAAGUGCUUUCAAAUGACCUAUGA